UUUCCACUGUUUCCACUCUGGCGAUGGCUAGAUAGGAAGAAGCAGUGUCGACGAUGAGAUAAAAUCAGAAAAAAAGAGUUACAGGUGAGGAGGAAGCAGAUCGGUCCAUGAUUGGUUCAGGCGAACUGAAUCGAUUGCCGUCGGCGACCCUCCGGUGAUGUUUCGGUGACAUAUUUCAAUGACCAUUUUCUACCUCAAAUUAUCGGAAUCCAGCAUAGCAAGCAGGAGUUAAGCUCUUGAUCCAUGUAUCCCGGAAUGGGAACACAAGUGCAUUAUAAAGGCUACUUACCAGCUUAUUACUCCAUGAGGGACCUUAGUGAGGAUUCUAACAGUAGUAAUUGGCCUUUAUUUUAUGAAGAUAAGACCUUCUCAAAUGGACAAUACUGUAAUGGUUUCAUGUCAAGGACAACAACGGAUGCAUAUCCAGGAUAUAAUAAGGAUGUCCUAAAGGAGAAAAUGCUUGAACAUGAGUCCAUAUUCAAGAAUCAGGUGGUGGAGCUGCAUCGCCUUCACAGAAUUCAGAGGGAUAUGAUGGAUGAAAUUAAAAGGGAAGAACUGCACAGACUUCGGGCAUCAAUGGAUCCAUCCUCCUCAUCAAGCCACAUAGGAUCUCAAGUACCAUCUGAAGAUGCUCGGAAAUGGCAUAUCACCAGCUUCCCCUCAGCAAAUUCUGGUUGUCCUAGAACAUUUAAAUUGGGUACAGAAGUUGUUAAUUCUCCCUUGAGAUUUUCAAAAGGGAACAGUGAAUGUCAAUUGCGAAAUGGUUGUUCUUCGAAUAUCUGUGAAGUGUUGGAGGUUAGACCCUCAAAAGUCCGGAAAAUGUUGUUUGAUCUUGAACUUCCAGCGGAUGAGUACAAUGAAACAGAUAGCAGUGAGCAGUUGCAGGUUAAUGGAGGAUCUUUCAAUCCAAGUUAUCGUGUUAAUGGAAAUUACACAGUUGCUCAAGAGAGUAGUGCAAAAUUGUUUCAUGGUGAUGAUGCUGUUGCGAAGAGUAAUUGCGGAAACAACGCCUCAACUUCCAGUACAUGGUUUAGAAGUUCAAAUCUGUUGACUGAUCUUAAUGAACCAGCUCAGCUUGAAGAAGCAAAUCCAGCACCUGUUGAUUUUCUCGGUUAUGGUAAUAAUCAUAGGGAGAGUAGAGGCCUAAAUGUUUCUGCUAAAUCAAAUCCAGCAUUUGUGACUUCUCCAAGAGAAACCACAUGGAACUCCCAUCACGCAAGCCCUAAUGGCUCCUUAAAUAGCCUGUAUAUUGCCAAUAAAGGCAAAGAGAGGGAUUGGUUUUCUUCUUCAUAUGGAACUGGUAACAUCAAAGGUAGCAUGGCUCCAGCACCUCAGAGUCUUGAACAAGACAAGUUCCCUACUCCUUUCCAUCAGGUACACGUAAUGCUUAACAAAGCUUAUCAACCUCCUGGAAUCCAUCUAUUUCACCAUACAAGAAAUGACCCUUGGAAACAGAGAGCAGUGCAUAGUUUAGAGACAUUUCAUAUAAAUCGUGAACCCAACUAUACCCAUGUGAGAUCGUUUGAUGGUUCGCAGAUGAGUCCCCAUCCAUUUGCAAAUUCCUCGGUAUUACCCAAUUCAUGGUCACGCACAGUCUUUUCUCGGGGGAAACCAAGUGGUGACUUUACUCAGAGGCCUUCAUCAGUUCAUACAAGCCCGUCGUUGCUCUCAGCUUCAGUAAACAAGAGUGGACAGGCAUCUCAGAGCCAUGGCUUUUUUGGAGAGAAGUGGCAAAUCAGUGAUAGGUCUAAGUUGAAUCCUGGUUUGGCUAGUGAUCUACCUAUCUUGGGCAGGUUUGACCAGGGAUCUUCUUCGGCCACCAAAGUAUCGCCAGUGUGCUUCCCUUCAGUUGCUUUUGACUCUUUGGACCGUGCUAAGGUUGAGCCUUUGACAUCUGAGCGAUUAUCUACUAAUGGAUUUCAAAAAAUUCUCAAUAGCCCCAAUUAUAGGAACUCAACGUCUGAAAAAGGUUUCGAUUUGAAUCUGUUGUCUGAGAGUUCUCUAGAUGAGGAAACACCCGAGUUUGAUAUGAGGUUGGUUGAUGGAAAAAGAGAGCUUCAAGACCCUCUAUCAGUGUUACCAUGGCUUAAAGCUAAGCAAUGUCGUAGAAAUGAGGACACAGAUACCAUGAGAGGUGUAAACUCAACAGCAUCUGGGUUUCCCCAAGCGUAUGCAAGCCCACCUUCUUGCCAGACUAACACGUUAAAAAAUGCUUCAUCUCUGGAAGAUUGCAAUGCAAGUGCCACAAAAGAGUUUGGGGAAACCCGAAGUAUCCAGAAAAUUCUCGGGGUUCCAAUUCUUGAAAAUUCUUUGGCUUCCAAAACUGAAUCAUCUUCUCUUGUUUCCACUUGUGUUACUCUUCAGUUCUCACCUGAGGGUGAAAAUUUUGGACAUGAACGGAGGAAGAUGUUGAUUGACAUUAACAUGCCUUGUGAUCUUUCUAUGACUGAGCCUGAGAAACCAGAUGCUAUCGAACCACUCGUUCCUGAGAAGGUGAUGGAGACGAAAGUCAACAAUAUCAGAAGUUGCUUCGAUUUGAACUCGUGUAUUACUGAAGAUGAGGAUCCUUUCUCUGUUGAAAGCAAUAAUGUCGGUGUGAAGGCUGUUCUGGAGAUAGAUCUGGAAGCACCUUUUGUUUUGGAUGCUGAACAAACAGAUUUGCAAAUGGAUAUGCCUGAAGAAGAUGACAAGCAAUACGAGGAAUGCUCACAAUUGGUUGAAGACAAUCCUGAGCAAAAACGGGAUGAAAUUGACAGGAUUGCAGCGGAAGCAAUUGUUGCCAUCUCAUUAUCCAGUCAGUGCAUUCUCAUGGAGGAAGCCUGCUGUGAUCCAUCUGAUGAUCCAUUGGAAUCCUUACGUUGGUUUGUUGAUGUAGUCUCUUCUUUUGCUGAUGAACCUGAAAACGGGCCUGAAAGAGGAACAAUAAGUGAGGAUGUUGCAAUUGUUGCACAUUCAACUGCUAAGGAAUUAGAUUACUUCGAGGCAAUGACAUUACAACUGACGGAGACCAAGAAAGAAGACUACAUGCCAAAGCCUUUUGUUCCUGAAUUCCAAACAGUGGAAGAUGCAGGCGCCACUUCACUAACAAAUCGACCCCGUAGAGGGCCUGCUAGGAGGGGAAGGCAGCGUAGGGACUUUCAGAGAGAUAUCCUUCCUGGUCUGGUUUCCUUAUCAAGGCACGAGGUGACUGAAGAUCUUCAGACAUUUGGAGGAUUGAUGAGAGCUACGGGGCAUACUUGGAGCUCUGGAUUGACAAGGAGGACUGGCAGCAGGAAUGGAAGAAGCCGGAGAACAGUGAUUGAAUCCAUUGCCCCUGUCACUGUGUUAACCACAAUAAGUCCCCCUCUACUGCACCAACUUAAUAAUAUGGAAGGUAGUUUGGAGGAUAAAAGCCUUACAGGGUGGGGGAAAACAACAAGACGCCCUCGGAGGCAAAGAUGCCCUGCAGGCAAUCCUCCUGCCCCGUUAACUUAAAUGCGGGAACCAGGGUGUUAUUUGUCAAUUCAUCAUUUAUAGAGAUUGAGAUAACAGAUUAGGGACUUAAUGAAAUUGAGUGAAGUUAGCUGUGGGGAUUGUCUUUGUACAUGUCUUUGUAGCCCCCCAUUCUUAUAUAUCUUCCAUUGGCUUACUAUCAUAUCCCGGAAGAUCGCUUAUAUAAUUUCUUGUGGAUUUACACAGCAUUCCUUUGGAUAAACAUAUUUCCUACCACUAAGCUUAGGCG
This is a messenger RNA of Capsicum annuum, 3721 nucleotides long. RefSeq lists its product as uncharacterized. NCBI's taxonomy places the organism in Eukaryota, Viridiplantae, Streptophyta, Magnoliopsida, Solanales, Solanaceae. The coding region runs from base 244 to 3474 and encodes 1076 amino acids. The transcript has 4 exons. The record is from RefSeq and is a predicted model, not a curated record.